AUGAAUUCUCUCAAGAUCCCCGACAAUGGGGUGCAGCUCAAGGGCUCGUCUGCCGAAGACACACACCCUUUGACGCAGCAAGCCUUCACCAUCUCCCUGAGCGACAAUGUAAUCGAGGGCAUGAUCAAAUGCGUUCAGAAUGGCGGCGAUAUCUCGCUUGCUCUCGGGAGCGACCCAACCUUCCAUUACGACUCAACAUCCCACCGCAUACCUUCUCCUGCCGUCGCAGAAGAUGAACCGUACGACCUCUACCUCACACAGCCGUACAACUCCCUUCGAGAGGGCACACGGAUACCAAGCAUGCCUCUUUUCAUGAACCCCAAAUUGAACCGAAUUCCGGGUGUCAAGAAAGCCCCUUCUGCCGCCAAACCCAAGGCAAAGACGUCUUCCGCCUCGAGUCGCGACUCUGAUCUUGGGAGGUUGCAGAAUGAUUUGAGGGCGGCGGAAGCUUCCAAGGAAGGAACCCGAAUCCUUUCCAAGCCGCUGAUCAAUGGCAAGAACGGCAAGCUCUCGGCAGUUGUUAAGGAUAGCGCUUCACGAUCGCUCUCGACUUCACCAGCACUGAAACCAGUUUCCUCGCCGAUGCUCAACCCGGCUAAAGAAGCACGAGCAGCUCUGGUUCACGAGCUUGCCAUCCAUGACCGCACGUAUGAUGAGCUGAAAGGCAAGUGGGAUGGAAAGCCAGAAGACCUUCGAAACGCCCUCGAGAAGAUUGCCGAUCAAGACAAGGACAACAAGCAGCUUUGGAAGAUGCGAGCCAAGGGUUUCAAAGAGCUUGAUGUGUGGAACUAUGACUACAGCGACGCGGAUCGGGAAACAGCCAUCAACAAUGCUAUCAAGCAGUACGAUAAGCUCCGCCUGUCGGCGUCAGACCCCGAGUGGGAGCGUCUCAAUCGUCCCGAAGACCGUGGCAAGGGCAUUUUCCUCAGCAAGCUUCAGGCCAACAUCGCUCGAGGAGCGCCCAAGAUCAAGGUUCAGAAAGCGGAAGAGAGCUCUGCAUCGUCGAGGGACGACGGCGAUGGUAGCAGCGAGAAGUCCAGGAGCAGCGACACCAAGAAGAAGAUCAGCAGCUCCGAGGCCCAAGUCAAGAGGCUGCUGAAUGGCAAGUGUAAACCUUCUACUCCUGUCCCAAAGACUACCAAGCCUUCGCCCACCAAAGCAAAGGCGGCGUCGACCACAAAACCGAGCAACACGAAAGCCAACAAAGGGCGUGGACCCCUUUCUGCGGAGUACAUUGGUGACUCGGACUCUUCAGGUGGUCGAAGCCCGGCUCCCGCCAAAGCCAAGCCCACUUCGCAGGCCGCCAGGGACAAGGCCAACGCUAAUGAGAAGCCAGUUGGAAAAGUCGAAAAAGUUUGGCGCGGGGAGAAAGCGAAGGAAAAAGAGAGAAUGGAAAAGGAAAAAGCCGAGAAAGAGCGAACCGAAAAGGAAAAGGCUGAAGCGAGACGCCCAGCUACAAAGACUGCCCCGGCACCUCGCCCGCUCCCAAAGCCCAUGGCGAAACGCCCGAGACCCGAGGAAGACGAAGACUCUAGUUCAAGCUCCGGCACACCACUUUCCAAACGGAUCAAGUCGAAACCGUUGCCAGCCCAACAACUGAACCGUCCUGCUGAGACGCUGUACAACAAGAGCAAGACGAGAUCACCUAGUAAGUCGUCACCAUUGGGGUCCUCGCCUCCCACCAACGCCUCAGACAUUUCGGAUCAUAGCAGUGAGCCGCAUCCGAGAAAGCGCAAGGCGGAGGAUGAACGGUCCGCUCCCAACUCCAAACGCCAGACUCUGGAGCUCAGCGACUCAGUCAUGAGCCAGGCACAGGACUUCAAAAAGUUCUACAGCGCGUAUGAGGCUCUCCACUACGAGGUGGUGGCAUUGGUCGACCCCCCCAAGGAAAAGUUGGACAGUCUGAUCGACAUGCGGGAACGCUUGACCCAGAUGAAGAAGAAGAUCUAUCGGCAGUGCAAUGUUUGA
Messenger RNA from Emericellopsis atlantica, 1968 nucleotides. RefSeq names its product COM1 regulatory protein. Bases 1 to 1968 code for a protein of 655 amino acids. The transcript has 3 exons. Lineage: Eukaryota; Fungi; Ascomycota; Sordariomycetes; Hypocreales; Bionectriaceae. The record is from RefSeq and is a predicted model, not a curated record.